AUGACUCAUCCUCACCCAGCCCAGGGCCACUCAGUGCACACAAAUGUCUUCCAGGGUUUUGCCACUGAAGGCCUUCAGACUUUCAUGGUGGCCUACCGAGAACUGGACGGUGCAUUCUUCCAGUCCUGGAGCAAGAAGCACAGUGAAGCCUGCCUGUCAUUGGAGAAUCAGGAAAAUAAAAUAUCAGAUGUCUAUGAAGAGAUCGAAAAAGACUUGAUGCUGUUAGGGGCCACAGCCAUAGAAGACAAGCUGCAGUAUGGAGUACCUGAGAUAACCACCCUGAACAGAGCCAAAAUUAAAAUGUGUAUUUUAACUGGAGAUAAACAAGAGACUGCUGUGAACAUUGCCUAUGCCCGUAGCAUAUUUGAGGAUGAAAAGGAUGGGAUGUUCAUUGUGGAAGACAAGGAUGAUGAGACUGUUCGGCAAGAACUCAGGUCAGCAAGGAACAAGAUGAAACCCGAGUCUCUGCUGGAAUCAGACCCAGUAAACAAUUAUCUCACCAUGAAAACAAAAAUACCCUUCAAAAUACCUGAGGAGGUGCCCAGUGGCAACUAUGGCUUGGUCAUCAAUGGCUACAGUCUGGCCCAUGCUCUAGAAGGAAACUUGGAGUUGGAACUGCUGCGAACAGCAUGCAUGUGUAAGGGGGUGAUCUGCUGUCGGAUGACACCCCUUCAGAAGGCCCAGGUGGUAGAGAUGGUGAAGAGGUACAAGAAUGUGGUGACACUGGCCAUCGGGGAUGGGACCAAUGACGUCAGCAUGAUCAAAGCUGCCCACAUUGGGGUUGGCAUCAGCAGCCAGGAGGGAAUGCAGGCCAUGCUCAACAGUGACUACACCUUCUCCCAGUUCCACUAUCUUCAGCGUCUACUCUUGGUCCAUGGCCGCUGGUCUUAUAAUUGCACGUGCAAGUUUCUCAGCUACUUCUUUUACAAAAACUUUGCCUUCACCCUGGUGAACUUCUGGUAUGCCUUCUACAGCGGAUUCUCUGCACAGGUAAGAGUUUAUGAUACCUGGUUUAUCACUUUCUACAACCUGGGCACCUCUCUCCCUGUCCUGGGCUCGAGUCUGUUUGACCAGGAUGUGAAUGAAACAUGGAGCCUAUGUUUCCCAGAGCUGUAUGAGCCAGGCCAGCACAACCUCUAUUUCAACAAGAAAGAAUCUGUGAAGUGUUUAGUGCAUGGGAUCUACAGUUCCUUCGUGCUGUUCUUUGUCCCCAUGGGAACCGUUUACAACUCAGUGCGCAGUGAUGGGAAGGAAAUCUCCGACUACCAGUACUUCUCCCUGAUAGUACAGACCUCCUUACUCUGGGUGGUCACAAUGCAGAUUGCCCUGGAGACAACCUGGUGGAUGAUGGUAAACCACUUCUUCACUUGGGGUAGCCUGGGUUUCUACUUUUGCAUCUUAUUCUUCCUGUACAGUGAUGGCUUGUGCCUGAUGGUCCCCAGUGUCUUCCAGUUCCUAGGUAAAGCUCUGUCCAGCAUGUGUCAAGGGAGUGGGAGAGGGGGGUUGAGAACUGCUGCUGAAGACGGAUGUGGAAAUGCACCUGUUUUAGAAGCCAGUAAGCUUGCGCCCCAGGGUUCCCCGGGCUCCAGGGCACCCGAGCUGCGCUUCGCCGGGCACCACCCCGCGGGGGCGGGACUCCGACCGCAGGAGGCGGAGCCACAGCCGGAGCCUCGCUGCUCCCCUCGCGGGAAAGCACUGCGCGUGACUCGCAGCGCGCGUCGCAGCCGGACCGGGGCAGGUGGGCGAGCAUCCAGGGCCCCGCGGACCGAACCAACGCACCGUCCGGAGGGGCCGCAUGAGGGUAACCCAGAUUGGACCAUUGGCGCCGCGGCUGCAGGGGGAAGCGGGCAUUACCAACCCGUCUGCGGAGGAGGGAGGCGCUGGCCCGUCCCAGCUGCAGCGCGACCCCGGGAAGGCGAGAGACGGCGCUGCCAACGCCACCGCCAACGCCGCCGCCGCCUGCGCCGUAGGACCACGCUGAGGCGAGAAACCGGGUAG
This is a messenger RNA of Manis pentadactyla (Chinese pangolin), 1998 nucleotides long. Its product is annotated as phospholipid-transporting ATPase FetA-like. Gene Ontology annotation, molecular function: ATPase-coupled intramembrane lipid carrier activity; ATP binding; magnesium ion binding. Gene Ontology annotation, cellular component: plasma membrane. Lineage: Eukaryota; Metazoa; Chordata; Mammalia; Pholidota; Manidae. The record is from RefSeq and is a predicted model, not a curated record. Gene Ontology annotation, biological process: Golgi organization; phospholipid translocation.